This is a messenger RNA of Coprinopsis cinerea okayama7#130, 612 nucleotides long. RefSeq lists its product as hypothetical. NCBI's taxonomy places the organism in Eukaryota, Fungi, Basidiomycota, Agaricomycetes, Agaricales, Psathyrellaceae. The record is from RefSeq and is a predicted model, not a curated record. Bases 1 to 612 code for a protein of 203 amino acids. The transcript has 7 exons.
AUGUUCAAGUAUCAAAAAAGUAUCCUGUCAAAUCAAGGCCGCAGCCUGUUAUUCUCUAUCCUGUUCAGUUUGGCCAAAGGAUGGGCAGCUAUCGCUGACAUUGUCGCUACUGUCGCGAUGUGCUUCUGGCUCACGAGCUCCAAGACUGGGAUUAAAGAGACAAACUCGAUUUUGUCCCAGCUCAUGAAGUUUGUUGUCCAGCGCGGAAUCUUGGUGACUACGAUCCAGGUUCUAUUGUUGGUUUCGUUCUACGCUGCUCCGGGGAGCCUUGCUUGGUUCGCCCUGCACAUGAACGUCACGAAGCUCUAUGCCAAUACGUUUUUUGCCAUGUUAAACGGUCGAAGCCACCUUAGAGAACGGCAAACCGGAGCCGUCAUCUCAGCAGCCUACCAAACCUCCGCCAACCAAACCAGCUUCAUGGACCCAGUCAAGACAGACGUAUCCAGUCCUCGACCAGGUCAAAGUGUCCAGGACUCCGCCAGUCCUUAUACUCUGGAAAAGCUUGAACUGGGCCAAACUAUAUACGAGACUGGCCCUGGACCUCGACAGUCACGGGAAUCCGCCUCGGUGAUGCCCACUGUCACGAAGAGCGUGGUGGUUUCGGAGAUGUAG